AUGGACAUCAGAGAUACUCAUAAAGUCCUCUUGCCUGGUCCACCAUCUUCAGGCCCUCGAAAUCCGAAUGUGCCCAACUUCUCGAGGAUUUUGACGAUACGCGCUCAAGGCUCAAAUUCACCAGUCAAGAAGCCAAAGAAGUCCGCGCAAGCAGUCAUGAGAAACCCAUCCAAGUUGUCAGGCGUGAAGAGAUGGGAUGCCCAAUCUCACAAGUCUGUCGAUUGGGACGGCCUUCGACGAGAUGGCGACUGCCUUGUUCAUCUUUACGGUCAAGGAAAAUCAAAGAGGGGUGCGUCUUUUAGAACAUCCUAUGCUUUGGUGGAGGCGACGGCAGGUGAAUCCUUCAUCAACACACAUAUGGCUCUGGAUUCGAUUUCGAGUAACGAAAGUCUCGAUGGCACGACACCAAGCACAUCAUCAACACACACUGAGUACGAACUGUACAUCCCCGCACCCGAAGACGCCAUGCGGGAAGAGGCCUAUCGCUGGCAUAUCACGACUCGUAACUUCUUUGCCUACAUCACANNAAAAAAGCCACUGGUCGGAUCCAAAUUGGGAAAAACCCUUAUUGACCUAUUGGAACGCAUUCAGCUGUUCUGUCCAGACAAGACUAGCAACAACCAGGAUUUCUUAUCAUAUGCUCAUCAGCAAGGCUAUUCAAAAUUCGUCAACCGACCGGACUAUGCAUUGGCUUUCCUCAGUCUUGCCGAGAAGUUCAGGUUGAGAGAUCUCUGGAUUGAUGCCUUCGCUCAUUGUGUUGGCAUGAAUGAUCAACUGGAUUUGAGCCCGGAAUUUGGUGAUGUGAGCAAAGUAACGAAAGCUUUGAUCACACGAUCGUACCUGGAAAUGGACUUGCAUUUGGGCCGUGUGAGUAAAGCUCUGCGAAAUUUCUUGGAAGACGAGCUCGCUCCUACACAUUUGGGACUACCGACGCCCGCCCGAAACCACCUGGAUCGUUUCCGCUCAUUCUUGCACUCUUACUAUGUCAACAAAUUCGGAUACUGGCCACCAGAAACUGGUCACAUAAUGGAUAAAGGCCUUCUACGAAGCAUGCACCAAGAGUUUCAGAUGCUAUACGAUUAUCUGGUAGACGGCGAAUCUUCACCAAGCAGACUGCUUACUGGAGGCAUCUGUGUGGUCCAGAAUGUCAAUGCGUUCAACAUUCGCCACAAGUAUGAGCCAUUGCCGCAUACCUGCCCUCUGCUACCCGACUACCACAGCCUCGAAUACAGGACGUCAUCACAGAAGGGUCUCCGAUCACUCAGGUUGACUUCAAAGCCCAGCAAGACGGAUCAAAGUGUGACAGCGCGAGCUGCACUAUCUGCGGCGACAAACAAAAUUCCAUCCAGCUCAGCACUCGUGCGAAAUUACGUGUACUUCGAAGGUGAGCUGACCUUCAGGCCAGAGGAAAAGCUCUCAAUCGGAGACGCGCGAAAAGUGCGAUGGAUUGCCAUCUACACAAUCUUGCAAAUGCUUACCAAUGCGAUACGUGCCCCCAAACAAGUGGUAGAAGCAGAUGCCGUGCCAUAUCACCUCUGCUUGUUGACUACGGGCAUGCCGGCAUGGACCGAGGACACGAAGACUACUGUUCAAGUCUCGCAGGCGAGACCGAUCAAGACUGAUAAAGAGGGCAGUGAAGAGUCUGCCUUCACGAUUCACCCUGAUUGUGAGGACAACGACUAUUUUUCUCACAAAUCGUCGCCACAGCGAUGUGAUUCGCAUUCGUCUCUCCGACCUCAGCCGCUACGCAUUAACACAACAGGCGCAGUGAACCGAACCAGUUCGAUUAAAAGUCUACACAGAAGUUUGACGUCCAACUUUUCCUUCCCAUCACGACGCACCUCUGUCAGGUCUCCGGCCACGUCGAACAACGUUUCAAACAAUCCCACUGAGCAGACCGCUUCUUCUAUCUCUGCCGAGUCACCUGCAAGCAAACGCUUCUCCGGUUACUCGUUUGCGAUAAGCGAAGAAGAGUCUCUGGAUUACCUCAACCCCCAACAGCCGGAGUCUAGAUUAACUAUUCCAUUCCACCAUCUGCCUGAAGCUCGUACACCAACCCUCGACGCAUUCAUGUUAGACACUCUUGCGUCGCCAGAAGGGCCUUCGACACCCUCGAGCUUCACAUCCUCCACCAUGUCGCCAACUUCAAGCAACAUGUGGGACAGCAGUCCUCACAGCGCGAGCAGCGACGACAUGGACUCAUCAAGCUGGUACGACCGCUGCAACAGCACAGGACUCUACAACAUGGAUCACGACAGCGUGUGCAGUGAUACCAACCGCAAGUCCAGCGGCUCGAGUUGCAGCUGCUCUGGCGCCAAUAGUCCUGCACCCAACCUUUCGACCUUGACUGCGUCUUCUGCAGCAGCUGCAACUGCAAAGUUGCUCAACUCUCAUUCUGGUCUGGGUCUGCAAUAUCAGAACCAGCAGCAGGCUGCUCAGACGCCUGCUUGGUGGGGCACAGCAAGGCAACAAGGCCAAUCAUUUGGAGUUUCUGUUCCCGAAGAGGUGCCUGAGGACGGCGUUAUGGCGUUCAGAUCAUACAGUCACGAGUUUGUAGUAGAGAGGGGAAUGGAGAGCACAGUUGACAUCUUCGACGCUAUGCGCAUGUUGAACUGA
Messenger RNA from Aureobasidium vineae, 2616 nucleotides. NCBI's taxonomy places the organism in Eukaryota, Fungi, Ascomycota, Dothideomycetes, Dothideales, Saccotheciaceae. The record is from the annotation of a GenBank genome assembly.